Cervus elaphus (red deer) is the source of this 501-nucleotide messenger RNA. RefSeq names its product NADH:ubiquinone oxidoreductase complex assembly factor 8 (gene NDUFAF8). Bases 57 to 281 code for a protein of 74 amino acids. Lineage: Eukaryota; Metazoa; Chordata; Mammalia; Artiodactyla; Cervidae. The record is from RefSeq and is a predicted model, not a curated record. Gene Ontology annotation, cellular component: mitochondrion. The transcript is spliced from 3 exons. Gene Ontology annotation, biological process: mitochondrial respiratory chain complex I assembly.
CCGGAAGAGGCCUGACCUAAGAUGGCGGCGCCCACAGGUGCCGGGAAGAGCCUCUCAUGUCGGGGAACGGAGCUGUGUGGGGUCGCGUGCGAAGCCGCCUCCGCGCCUUCCCCGAGUGUCUAGCGGCCUGUGGGGCCGAGGCCGCCGCCUACGGCAGGUGCGUGCAGGCGUCCACGGCCCCGGGCGGCUGCUUGAAGAAGGAUCUGUGUGCGCAGGAGUUCGAGGCUUUGCGGAGCUGCUUCGCUGCUGCGGCCAAGAAGACCCUGACAGGAGGCCGUUAGGAAGGACUACGAGCUCCAGUACACGUCCCUGGGUGCCUGAAACUGAUGAUCUCAAGGGGCAAGCGUCUAAAACCUCAAAAGCUCUUGGGGCUAAAAGGACUGAAAACACAUUAGGCGCGCAUGAGCAGAGGGGAAUGGGUUUUCCAGCCUUGCACGCCUAAGGAUUUGGGGAGAAUAAGAUACAGUGAACCCACAAUAAAGAUCAGAUCAGAUACUGUAA